Molecule: messenger RNA, 1557 nt
Organism: Lathyrus sativus (Indian pea)
Lineage: Eukaryota; Viridiplantae; Streptophyta; Magnoliopsida; Fabales; Fabaceae
Source: the annotation of a GenBank genome assembly
AUGAGGCUUCAAAAUCUGAAUCAAAUUGCGAAACACGCUCAAUUUCAAUUAAUCAGAAACCCUAAUCCCCAAUUGCUAAACCAAAACCUCGCACUCCUUGCAAAAUCUCACGAAGACGAUGGCAAUGCUUUCUUCAAUCUCUACAACCAAAUGCUCUCUUUUUCUGAUUCUUCAUCUCACAACUACUACACCUUCACCCACGCGCUCAAAGCUUGUACCUAUUUUCACGCGAUCUCCAAAGGUCUCGAAAUCCACGCGCGUCUCAUCAAAUCCGGUCACAUCUCCGACCGCUUCAUCCACAACUCGCUCCUCCACUUCUACCUUUCCUCCAACGACGUCGUUUCAGCUACGCGCGUUUUUCUAUCAAUUCCUUCCCCCGACGUCGUUUCAUGGACCUCACUGAUAUCUGGUCUAUCAAAAUGCGGAUUCGAAUCCAAAGCCAUCGACGCGUUCUCUUCCAUGAACGUGAAGCCUAAUGUGUUAACUCUCGUAAGUGCUUUUUCCGCUUGUUCGACUCUCGGAGCUCUUAGAUUUGGUAAAGCUAUUCACGCUUACGGGAUGAAGUUACUGAUUGAUGGGAACAUUGUUUUUUACAACGCUGCGUUGGAUUUGUAUGCAAAAUGUGGGUCUUUGUUGAAUGCGCAUAACGUGUUUGUGAAAAUGUCUGAAAGGGAUGUUAUUUCUUGGACUACUUUAUUAAUGGGUUAUGCACGUGGAGGACACUGUGAUGAGGCUGUUGAGGUUUUCAAACAAAUGGUGGUUAGUGGAGAAGCUGAACCUAAUGAGGCAACGGUUGUAACUGUGUUGUCAGCUUGUGCUUCUGUUGGUUCUUUGAGUUUGGGGUGUUGGGUGCAUUCUUAUAUUGACAAAAGGAUUGACCUUGGUAUUGAUGGAAAUAUUGGAAAUGCAUUGGUUAACAUGUAUGUUAAAUGUGGUGAUGUGAAAAUGGGGUUGAAGGUAUUUAACAUGGUUGUUCGUAAGGAUGUUAUUUCUUGGGGUACUGUUAUCUGUGGAUUGGCUAUGAAUGGAUAUGGCAAACAAGCUGUGCAGAUGUUUUCACAAAUGUUGGUUCAUGGGGUUUUACCUGAUGAUGUAACUUUUAUUGGGUUGUUGUCUGCAUGUAGCCAUGUUGGUUUGGUUAGUGAUGGAAUGAUGCUCUUCAAAGCUAUGAGAGAUAGUUAUGGCAUUGUGCCACAGAUGAGGCAUUAUGGUUGCAUAGUAGAUAUGUAUGGACGUGCUGGUAUGUUUGAGGAAGCUGUGGCUUUCAUUAGAGGUAUGCCUGUUGAAGCUGAGGGACCUAUUUGGGGUUCUCUUCUUCAGGCUUGUAAAAUUCAUGGUAAUGAAGAGAUGUUUGAAUGGGUUAGGGGGCAACUAGGUGACAAAAAUGUUGGUGUUGGUACUCUUGCUUUAUUAUCCAAUCUCUAUGCAAGCUCUGAAAGGUGGGAGGAUGCUAAUAGAGUAAGAAAAACAAUGAGAGGCCCUGGAUUGAAGAAGGUAGCUGGAUUUAGCUGGGUUGAACCUGAGGUUAAAUUGGAUUCAAGUUUAUGUGUUGCUUAG